UUUGUAAGAUUUAUUAUCAAUUUUUUACUCUUUCAGCCAUAAAAGAAAAAGAAAAGAAAAUAAUAAUAAAUUUUGUUUGUAUCUAUCAGCGUCAUCUUCUUCUCUAGUACACGGUAACUGGUUCUGGCUUCUGGUUGUGUGCUUCUCUGCGUAUUUCCACCGUGAUUCUAAUUUCCUAUAUUAAUUAGUCUACGAGGAAAGACAACCACCGCGUUCACAAUUGGAUACUGAGUCUUGAACUCUGGAGUCUCGAGGUGGUGGCCACUGGCCAGAAAGGAUAUCGUGAAGUUCACAAGGUUUGAAAUUUCAGAGCCAAGUUUCGUAAAGAAGAAUGGUAAUGAAAGGGCAGGCGUCAAAUUCAUGGAAAAGCACAGCCGUGAAGUUCAGGAUGCCAACUGCAGAAAAUUUAGUGCCAAUAAGGUUGGACAUCGAAGUGGACGACCAGAAGUUUAAAGAUGCUUUCACUUGGAACCCUUCUGAUCCUGAUUCUGAAAUUGUGGUCUUUGCAAAAAGAACUGUCAAAGACUUGAAGCUUCCUCCAGUGUUUGUAACGCAUAUUGCUUCUUCCAUUCAGUCUCAGCUGGCUGACUUUCGGUCAUUUGAAGGCCAAGAUAUGUAUGCUGGCGAGAAGAUUGUUCCUAUUAAGCUUGAUCUUCGCGUAAACCAUACUCUAAUAAAGGACCAAUUUUUGUGGGACUUGAACAACUUUGAAAGUGAUCCAGAAGAGUUUGCUAGAAACUUCUGCAGAGAUUUAGCUAUUGAUGAUCCUGAAGUUGGACCUGCAAUUGCUUUUGCGAUUAGAGAACAACUUUAUGAGAUUGCAAUUCAAAGUGUAGCUUCAGCAAGAGAGAGCAGAAUAAGCAAGAAGGGCCGGCGUGGUGCUGAAUAUGCGCUAGCCAGUAAAGCAGGUAGUGGUGCAGUGGAUAUCGUGAAGUUAUUUGGUCACAAAUCCAGUGUUCUUCGGAAGAGAAAGGAGUGGGAUGUUUAUGAACCGAUUGUUGAUCUUCUAUCUAAUGAGGAAGUGGAUGCCCUUGAAGCAAGAGAAGAGCGGAUUGCCCGAUAAAUUAAUGGAGUUGCGAGGUUUGAAUUUUCCUACCAACAGAGAGUUCAUGCGCAAGGAAUAUGACCAGUUAAUCGUACUAACAAUAUGAUCUGUUUCUGUCUAGUAUGCUUCUUGAUCUUGUGUUGCUUGUCUACUUGUGCUGACGUUUCAUGUUAGAUUCAUUUCCCCAAGUAAAUUGUAAGUAUGUAAAUGACCAAGUAUUCAAAAAAGCCUUUCAUAUGGGCCCAAAAUUUUCUGUGUA
Molecule: messenger RNA, 1304 nt
Organism: Ziziphus jujuba (common jujube)
Lineage: Eukaryota; Viridiplantae; Streptophyta; Magnoliopsida; Rosales; Rhamnaceae
Product: chromatin structure-remodeling complex protein BSH
Exons: 11
Coding region: 332-1063 (243 amino acids)
Biological process (GO): regulation of transcription by RNA polymerase II; chromatin remodeling
Cellular component (GO): nucleus; nuclear chromosome
Molecular function (GO): transcription coregulator activity
Source: RefSeq, a predicted model, not a curated record